Molecule: messenger RNA, 814 nt
Organism: Oryzias latipes (Japanese medaka)
Lineage: Eukaryota; Metazoa; Chordata; Actinopteri; Beloniformes; Adrianichthyidae
Product: sterile alpha motif domain-containing protein 15
Molecular function (GO): protein binding
Source: RefSeq, a predicted model, not a curated record
AUUAAUCACAAAUGAUUAUUUUUAUUAAACUGAACAUAAAUCAAAAUAAACAUUCAAUAAUACCAUAUUUUUCAAUUGAAAUAUUAUUAAAAUAUAUGUAUUUUUUUAAACACAUUCAUGUAUUAAAAUCAAAUUCAUUUGUUUCUUAUCGAGACAUAAAUGUAAAUAAAUAUCUUUUUAUUGAAAAAUAAAAAAUUAUAACCUUUCAUAAAUAACAUAACUGCCCUCUUAGACAUUGGAUGGAAAAUGGUUUGCUGCUCUGAAUGCCAGGCCACCGUUUCCAUGGCGACCUGCUUUCAGACAACAUGGAGUUCUUGCAGUGGGAUUGUGUUUCUGUUGCAAACUGGAUUGAGUCCUUAGGAUAUCCACAGUAUAAGGCUUGUUUCACUGAGAAUCAGAUCAAUGGACGAAAACUCAUUUUUGUAAACUGCAGCAAUCUGCCCAAACUUGGAAUUGUUGAUUUUAAAGACAUGCAGGUCAUCUCUGCCCGUGUGCGUGAGCUGCUGGGGAUCACAGAGACCCCGUGGAGCCACAGCAUCGCUGACCCUCCGCGGGACGCCAUGGCCCUGUUCCUGGAGAGGAAGAGCCGCACCGGCGAGCGCGCAGACAGCCUCACCUACCAGCAGUUUUUGGCUGGGAAGCAUCCGUGUAAUCCCAGCACGACCUGAGAACGGGAAAGAUGCUGAGAUGUGUCAGAGUCACUUCCUGUCAGCAGGAGGUCACAGACCCUGACAUUAACGCCACAAAACUGCUGGUUUAGUGGUCAGUGAGCAAUAAAUGACGUCUUCCGUCAGAUUUCCAUGCUUGUCAGCAU